GCCCCCAUGCGUCGAUUGUUGCGGCUCUUUCAAGUCUUGUUUGUUUUGAUACUUACAUUUUCACGAUUCUUCGUACCUACCAAGCUGUCAAAAUAUCUGCCUUUUCAUUAUGGAGGAAUUACAGGGGGACAAGGAAUUGUAUCAAGAGUAUCUUUGCGCUGCAGUUGAGAUUGCUAAAAAGGCUGGGGAGGAAAUCCGAGCCACCUUCCAGAGCAAGAAGACCGUUGAAAUGAAGAGUUCCCCAGCCGACCUGGUGACAGAAACCGACCAGAAAGUGGAACAACUCAUCAUCUCCUUCCUUCGAAGCAAAUUCCCAGACCACUGUUUUAUAGGUGAGGAGACAACUGCCGCCGGUGUUCACUGUGAACUGACAGACAACCCAACGUGGAUUAUUGAUCCCGUAGAUGGCACAACAAACUUUGUACAUAGCUUCCAAUUUGUAGCAGUUUCCAUUGGGCUUUCCGUCAGUAAGGAGAACGUGGUCGGUGUUGUUUACAACCCUAUCCUGGAUGAGUUGUUUACAGCGAUCAAGGGCCAGGGGGCAUACUGCAAUGGCAAGCCUAUCAGCUGUUCCAAACAACAAGAUAUAAGCCAGUGCCUAGCUCUGGUUGAGAUCGGCAGCAGUCGUGUGAGUGCCCACCUACAAACCAAGCUGCAGAACAUCAGCUCGAUCCUCCAGCAAGGUGUACACGGUGUUCGAUCGCUAGGCUCAGCAGCCCUGAACAUAUGUCAGGUAGCAAGGGGCGGUGGGGAUGUCUACGUGGAGCAUGGCAUCCAUUGCUGGGACAUGGCUGCUGGUGAUAUCAUACUCCGAGAGGCUGGAGGGGUUACCAUCGACCCCAAAGGGGGUCCUCUAGAUUUGAUGUCACGAUGCCUGAUUGCAGCAAGCAGUCCACAACUAGCGCUCUCGGUAUCAGCGUGUCUCACUCAUAUCGAUUAUCAAAGGGACUAGCGUGAUCUUGAUUAAUCCAAGCUUACUGGCUACUUAUGUGAGUGAAUUUGCUGUAUCCUCCAAAAUCAAGCACUGUGCAGUGGACACAGUCACAGGGGUGUGCAUGAGAACCGAGUACCCGACCGCUGAUGUCAGGAACCGGUUCCAAACUAUGGAUCGGGUACUUGUGACCAACUUUUCAAAUUACUUAGGAACUUCUCAGACAAUGAAAAAGAAAGGUUUCAAAUGUCAUUGGUGGGGAAAUUUCAAAAUGAAAACCAGGCUAAAUG
Patiria miniata (bat star) is the source of this 1221-nucleotide messenger RNA. RefSeq names its product inositol monophosphatase 1-like. The coding region runs from base 110 to 952 and encodes 280 amino acids. Gene Ontology annotation, biological process: phosphatidylinositol phosphate biosynthetic process; signal transduction; inositol metabolic process. The record is from RefSeq and is a predicted model, not a curated record. Gene Ontology annotation, molecular function: inositol monophosphate 1-phosphatase activity. The transcript has 7 exons. Lineage: Eukaryota; Metazoa; Echinodermata; Asteroidea; Valvatida; Asterinidae.